AUGGCCCCGAAGCGCAAGGCGGGCGCCGUCGGCGGCAUCACCAAGGCUGGUAGGCCCUCCAAGGGCUCGACCCCUGGCCCGGCGACACCUCGAAGCCUUGCCAGCGACUCUAGCGAUGUUUCUGACAAUGAAGCGGAUGUCGAAAUCCCGGAGGAGAUGCGCAAGAGCAUGGUCAAGUUCGACACCAGCUCUGACGAGCAUAGAUACAGCAUGGGCCGUGGCGUUCACGACAUGGCGUCGAGACAUUUCGAUAGCAGUAGAGACUUCACUGCAUUGAGACCCAAACACGACGCUCACAACAGGCCGCUAUGGAUACAGGGCAACUUCGUCAUCGUCCUCGAGAGCUUCCAUCAGCUCGCACCGCAGGCCCAAGACUUCCUUGUCACCGUCGCCGAGCCUGUGUCACGACCCCAGUUUCUCCACGAGUACAAGCUCACCACCCACAGCCUCUACGCCGCCGUAUCCGUUGGACUCAACCCGAAAGACAUUAUAUCCACACUCGAGCGCUUUUCCAAGACUCCGGUACCCAGCAAUGUCAAGGGCUUCAUCUCAGCGUGCGGCAGGAGUUAUGGCAAGGUCAAGUUGGUCCUGCGGAAUACCAAAUAUCUCCUGGAGACCACAGAUCCAGAGGUGCUUCAGAUGCUCUUGAAGGACCCAGACAUCUCGGCCUGUCGAGUGCACGGCGCCGAGCAGAUUACAACGAGCGCCCCAAAAAUGUCGGGUUUGGCCAUUGCGGGAACGAAGGAGGCUGCUGGCAUUCGCGAGGCUGAAGGACUCAACACCGCGGAGCAGGCUGCUGCGAACCCCUCCGAGAAAGAGGUCUACGCUGCUUUGAACGACGAUGAUGACGACGAUGACCAAGAGGUUGUCCAUGCGUUUCAAAUCCGAGACGAUGCGGUCGAGACGGUCACAAAGCGGUGCCAGGAGUUGCAGUACCCCGCGCUGGAGGAAUAUGACUUCAGAAAUGAUAAUAUCAACGCCAAUCUCGAGAUUGACUUGCAGCCUUCUACGCAGAUCAGGCCAUACCAAGAGAAGAGUCUCAGCAAAAUGUUUGGCAACGGUCGGGCCAAGAGUGGCAUUAUCGUGCUCCCUUGUGGCGCCGGCAAGACCCUCGUCGGCAUCACAGCUGCGUGCACGAUCAAGAAGGGCGUAAUCGUGUUAGCAACCAGCAACAUGUCAGUUAUCCAGUGGAGGAACGAAUUCAUCAAGUGGUCCAACAUCAAUCCCGACGAUGUGGCCAUCUUCUCUUCAGACCAUAAAGAGACUUUCAGUGGCAAUACCGGUGUCAUCGUUACGACCUAUUCUAUGGUCACGGCAACUCAGAAGCGAUCGCAUGAGUCUUCUAAGAUGAUGGACUUUCUCAGGAAGAGAGAAUGGGGCCUCAUGCUUCUCGACGAGGUGCAUGUCGUUCCCGCCAACAUGUUCAGAAAGGUUAUUGGCAAUAUCAAGGCCCACUCAAAGCUUGGCCUGACGGCUACCCUCCUCCGAGAGGACGACAAGAUUGAGGACCUGAACUUUCUCAUCGGCCCGAAGCUCUACGAGGCCAACUGGAUGGAGCUGUCGCAGCAGGGCCACAUCGCAAGGGUUCAAUGCGCCGAGGUUUGGUGUCCCAUGCCAACUGAGUUCUACGACGAGUACCUGAAAGCUGCGACGCGGUCGAGGUCGUUGCUCUACGUCAUGAACCCGCUCAAGAUGCAGGCAUGCCAAUACCUCAUCACCUACCAUGAAUCCCGUGGCGACAAGAUCAUUGUUUUCUCCGAUGACGUGUACGCGCUGGAAUUCUACGCUCGGAAGCUGAUGAAGCCUUAUCUUUAUGGUGGCACUAGCAACGCCGAGAGGCAGGAGAUUCUGCAGCGAUUCCGCGAUUCUUCGGAGUGUAACACGAUCUUUCUUUCCAAAAUCGGUGACACCUCCCUCGACCUUCCUGAGGCGACGUGCCUGAUUCAGAUUUCUGCCCAGUAUGGUUCCCGUCGUCAGGAGGCCCAGCGCCUUGGUCGCAUCCUGCGGGCCAAACGACGUAACGACGAGGGCUUCAAUGCGUUCUUCUACUCGCUCGUUUCCAAAGACACGCAGGAAAUGCUCUUUUCCUCGAAACGCCAGGCUUUCCUGGUCGACCAAGGCUACGCUUUCAAGGUGAUCACAACGCUGCACAAUAUCGAAAAGACACCCAACUUGUGCUUCGCAACCGCGCAGGAGCGCCGUGAGCUCCUCCUGGGUCUGCUUGACGACAUGGAGAAGAAUAAAUCUCAAGCCGAACCCAACAAGAUGGUGCGACGCGGUGCACACCUGCUGGCGGACCUCAGCGGCGGACAGGACAUGGCAUACGUGGAGCAGAACAAGCCAGCUAGGGGUAAGAAGAAGGUUGCGCACAGUGACUUCUUCAAGAAACAACAGCGUGACAAGGACAGACGUAAGAAACUGGUCAAUGAGUAA
Molecule: messenger RNA, 2433 nt
Organism: Cryphonectria parasitica EP155
Lineage: Eukaryota; Fungi; Ascomycota; Sordariomycetes; Diaporthales; Cryphonectriaceae
Product: DNA repair helicase RAD25
Exons: 2
Coding region: 1-2433 (810 amino acids)
Biological process (GO): transcription initiation at RNA polymerase II promoter; nucleotide-excision repair
Cellular component (GO): transcription preinitiation complex; nucleotide-excision repair factor 3 complex; transcription factor TFIIH holo complex
Molecular function (GO): hydrolase activity; 3'-5' DNA helicase activity; DNA binding
Source: RefSeq, a predicted model, not a curated record